This is a messenger RNA of Paramisgurnus dabryanus, 5351 nucleotides long. RefSeq names its product SEC31 homolog B, COPII coat complex component (gene sec31b). Gene Ontology annotation, molecular function: structural molecule activity; protein binding. Gene Ontology annotation, biological process: COPII-coated vesicle cargo loading; endoplasmic reticulum organization; endoplasmic reticulum to Golgi vesicle-mediated transport. NCBI's taxonomy places the organism in Eukaryota, Metazoa, Chordata, Actinopteri, Cypriniformes, Cobitidae. The record is from RefSeq and is a predicted model, not a curated record. Gene Ontology annotation, cellular component: COPII vesicle coat; endoplasmic reticulum exit site.
CGUUUUAGUAUAAGGCAUCCGUCUCGGCCGCCGUACUGGACUACACUUCCGCCUUGACUACAUUUCCCAUGAAUGACGCAAGCAGCGCGUCUAGGUCUAAACUCUCACCAACACACAAACGAGACGAAUUAUAACACACAACCAGGCUUGGAGGAAGAUGAGGAUAAAGGAGAUACUAAGGACAGCGACCCAAGCAUGGAGUCCUGCAAGCCAACAUCCUGCACACCUGGCUCUGGGUACGGCUGCCCAGCAGCUGGACGCUUCCUUCAACACCAGCUCUGCGCUGGAGAUCUUCGAGAUGGAUUUUGCUGAUACAUCCAUGGACAUGAAGCUCAGAGGAUCUCUGCCCACAUCCAGCAGGUUUCACAGUUUGAUUUGGACAGCGUUUGAUACGGAGGGUAAACAUUUAUCUGGGUGCCUGAUUGGAGGCAGCGAGAACGGAAGCGUGACCGUCUACAGUCCGGAUGCUAUUCUGAGCGCAGGAGACGACGCCGUGAUCGGACAGUCCAACAAACACACAGGUCCUGUGCGAGCGCUCGACUACAACCGCUUCCAGAGUAAUCUCAUCGCCUCAGGAGCCAACGAUUCUGAAAUAUACAUCUGGGACUUAAACAGUUUCAGUAAUCCAAUGACACCAGGAGCAAAAUCACAGCCAGCAGAGGACGUCAGCGUGGUAGCGUGGAACAGUCAGGUGCAGCACAUCCUGGCAUCCGCCAACCCCAGCGGAAAAGCCGUUGUGUGGGAUCUGAGGAAGAACGAACCUAUCAUUAAAAUCAGUGACCAUAGCAACAGGAUUCACUGUUCUGGGAUGUUGUGGCAUCCGGACGUGGCCACUCAGCUGGUUUUGGCAUCAGAGGAUGACAGACUUCCUGUGAUACAGAUGUGGGACCUUCGGUUUGCAACCUCACCACUCAAAGUUCUGGAGAACCACACCAGAGGGAUUCUUUCAAUCUCGUGGAGUCAGGCUGACCCUGAGCUGCUGCUGAGCAGUGGGAAAGACAAUCGCAUCUUGUGCUGGAACCCAAACACUGCGGAGGUGAUUUAUGAACUGCCGACAGCCAAUCAGUGGUGUUUUGACGUGCAGUGGUGUCCUCGUAACCCCGCCCUCCUGUCAGCUGCAUCAUUUGAUGGGCGGAUCUGUGUGUACUCUAUUAUGGGAGGGCGUCUUCAACAGCAUCAACACAGUACAGUGGAUCAGAUCUCAGCUUCAUUCGACACCAACGACCCAUUUGGAACGGGUCAGACUCUUCCACCUCUACAGGUUCCUCAGCCCACAGUAGAGACCACCAUCAUCCCUCCUCUGACGAAGCCGCCUAAGUGGGUACGGAGACCCGUAGGCGCUUCAUUCGCUUUCGGUGGGAAACUGAUAACGUUUGAGAAUCCUAAGCAGCAGCAGCAGCAGCAGUCGACCCAGCCGAUCCCUCAUCAAGUGCACGUCAGUCAGGUGACCACAGAGACGGAGUUUCUGGAGCGCUCGACUGAGCUGCAGUCGGCCCUGCAGUCCGGAUCUUUCUCCAGCUACUGUCAGAAGAAGAUGAAGAGCGCGCCCUCCGAUGCCGAGCAGGACAUAUGGAAAUUCCUCAUGGUGAAUUUUGAAGAUGAAGCUCGUGUGAAGUUCUUGAAGCUGUUGGGAUUUAGUAAAGAUGAGCUGCAGAAGAAGAUCUCUGCAUGUUUGGGAAGGAGCCUGCAGCCCAAUGGUUUAGAUGUGAAUGCUUUGGCUGAAAAGAUGCAGACGCUGUCUGAUCAGAUGGCAGAUGAAUCGGGCGUCGCUGGUGGUGAUUCCCAUGCAGAUUUCUUUACUCAGCUCCCUAGGAAAGAGAAAGAAUCGUACCGCAUCCCUGUGUCCUCAGACACGGAUGGAUUGAUCAGUCAGGCCCUGCUGGUCGGUAACUUCGAGGGAGCCGUGGAUCUGUGUUUAAAUGACGGACGUUUCGCCGAAGCCAUCCUCCUGUCGAUCAGCGGAGGGGAGGAGCUACUGAAGAAGACCCAGCAGCGGUACCUCAAGCAACAAACCAACAGCGUAUCCAUGUUAAUCUCAUCAGUGGUGACACAGAACUGGCGUGAUAUCGUUCAGAGCUGUCAGCUGGAUAACUGGAAGGAAGCGUUAGCCGCCCUGCUCACGUAUGCCAACCCAGAAGAGUUUGCACCUCUGUGCGAUACUCUCGGCUCUCGUCUGGAGGCUGAAGCGACAGAGAAACGAUGUUUACAGGCGUGUCUGUGUUAUAUCUGCUCUGGAAACAUCGAGCGUCUGGUGGAGUGUUGGACGUUUCAGAGAGAUUGUUCUUCUCCUCUUACACUGGAGGAUCUGGUGGAGAAGGUGAUGAUUUUGCGUAAAUCAAUCGAGCGUUUGCGCAGCGGUGAGGUUUGUGUUCGGAGCUCGGCGCUGACAGAAAAACUCAUCCAAUAUUCCAGCAUUCUGGCAUCACAGGGAAGUCUGAGUGCUGCGCUCAGCUACCUGCCCGAAAACUCUGACCAGCCGGGUGUUAGGAUGUUAAGAGAGAGGCUGUCUCAUGCGAAGGGUGAGAUCCUGCAGAGACAACAACCAUCAGGACCAGCAGGAGGAGCCAAACCAUCAAGCAUUACAAACACACGCGCACCAUCGGCAGCCACAACACACACACAGGGGCAGUACCCACCUUCAGUGCCUUCUCAGAUGCCCCUGCCAGGGCAACAGCCAAUGCCACGUCUCUUUACCCCUCAGCAGGUUCCUGAUUCUGGCCCUGCUGGAGUUUCACGCCCGGGGUUGAGACCGGCAUACCCACAACACCCGGCCACAGCGCCAGGUUUCCCCCCCUCUCAGCCGUUCACAUCGCAGUCAGGACCUCUGGGUGCACCUGUUGGUUUUAUGUCUGGUCCACAGAUGCCCCCCUCCAGCCUGUCAGGCCCCUCAUCUCCACCAGGACCCCUGAUGCCAGGUAACGUCCAGAGAAUGGGUGCCCCACCUGCGCCAGGAUUCAUUUCACCCACCUCUAUGCCAGGAGGAGCACCUGUAUUUCCAACAGCGCAGCACGCUCAUGGCCCUGCGCCGUAUCCACCUUUAGGCUCGGGGUAUCCACAGGGGGGUCCGGGAGCUCCGGGGGCCAAAAGUUUCAGUUCUGCUGGUGUCCAUCCUCCACCUACAGGUGUUCAGGACGGGUGGAACGACCCUCCAGCUUUACGUGUAGCUUCACGGAACCGGAAGUUAUCAGAGAACUACACCCCUCCCGCCCCCAUCACCGCCCCUGUGAUGGGUUUUCCUGUAGAAGCCCCUGUGUCUCAGGACAGAGUUCAGGUGCCGCCCGGUGCCCCUCAGGAGCCCAGCACACGGUCUUUGCGUCAGCUUCCUGUUGAGUGUGUGGAACAGAAAGAGAUUCCUGCUGAACACAUGAUACUGAAGACCACCUUCAGCAGCCUGGUGCAGCGCUGUCAACUGACCGCCGCAGAUCCGCAAACGAAGAGAAAACUAGACGAUGCCUCGAAACGCCUGGAGAGUCUUUAUGACAAACUGAGAGAUCAGACGCUGUCACCCAGCAUCCUCGCCGGCCUGCACGAGAUCAGCCGCUGUAUCGCCGCACGCCACUAUCAGCGCGGUCUGGAGGUCCACACGCAGGUGGUGGGCAGCAGUAACUUCAGCGAGAUCUCAGCGUUCAUGCCCGUUCUCAAAGUUCUCAUGACCAUCGCCAAUAAACUGGCCGUCUGAACCCAGCGCCCUCAUCGCUCCUGUCUUAAACACAAGCGUUUUCAUUUCUUGUUGUUUAUCUCUUGUAAGAAUGAAUACACCAAUAAUCUCUGACUGUAUUGCCGCUUCUGAUGCGUUUGCUGCUUUCUCUCACACAUUCACCCUCGCUUGUUCAUGGACAAAAAUAGAACAAAUUUCAUAAAAUUGCCCUUCUGAGGCAAAUUGCUGACUGAAGUGCAGUUUACAAAAUUGUCUGAGGGAUUUGGCCAAAUGUUUUUGUGUUGCAGAAUAUUGUCUUGUCUGCUGUCUACAGUUAGGGUUAGGUCAUAGGUCUGUGUUAGUGGACGAUGGUCAUCUUUAAGUGACUGAUAAAAGAUAAGAUGGUUGAUGUUCUGGUUAUUCUUGAAUUGCUUUAGUGGGUUUGAUCUCAAAACACUCCACAUGCUCUUCAGCAAACUCGCAUAUCUUCAAGAGUUUCUUCAUGUUUAUGGAAGCGCAGAUGAUUCAAUGUUUUUCUGUUUGAAUGUAAGUGAAUCUUAUUGAAUGUGAGCCGCUUAGUUUUCCACUCCAAAAUCAAAGAAAAAAGAAAUGCAUUUUGCUUUGUGUAAAGAUAAUGAAGCUUAUUUUCAAAGCCGUUAUGAUUUAUCUUUUGAUUUCUUUAAAUCCACCACCAUCACUCAUUACUGCAUUCACCUGUUUUACUCUUUCAUUGUUCUCAAUGAUGAGCAAAAAAAAUAAAUUGAGUUAAAAUGACAUCUUUAUAAAGGCAGUGCAACAAAUGCCGGUUCUGUAAAUACUUUCAAUUUCAAUAUUUAUUUGUUCUGCCUUACUGUAAUCAAGUGUAGUCAUCAAUGUCACAAUGCAAAACGAUAUUAAAGCUUCUAGAAAUAGGGCUGGUUUUCAUAAUAAAUAUGCAUCAUGUUUGAUUUGACAUGACCACGCUUACAGUAAAAGUCUGAAUGUUUAGCUUGAUUACUUAUAUAAAUUCAUGUUCUGCUUCUAUCAAUCAGACGGUCGUCUGUGUUCUUAAGCAUCAUAAAUCUGGUUCAUCUUAAGUGAAGGUGAAAUUAAAUUUAGUUCAGAUCGGCCGUUUAAUUCAGUUUUGUUUAUUAAGGGGCCAUGAAUGAAAACUAGGGCUGUCACAGAUCAAUACAGGUUCGGUACAAAAGGAAAAAGCAACCAAUUUUAAAUGCUGCUACUGCUACGUUUCUUUUAUUUUGUACAGAUAGUCGUGCAAAUGACCCAUGAAUCUUGACCCAUGAAUCUUUUAAAAGCCCCUAACCUAAUCCUAAAUCAAGCAAUCUGUCAAUUCCUCCAGAAAACAGCGUGAGGCGCACUUGAGAGUUCACAUAUAUUUCAAACAGAAAUCGUUUGGAUUAGUUUAUUGUGAAAUUUGGAUAAAUAAUGGACAAUAUCGCUUUGUAGCAGUGCUGCACGAGAAUUUAUGAAGUAUUUUAAGAAAAACCAGGUGACCCCCUAAUGAAUAUUUUUAAGUGCUUUAAAUGGGGUUCCUCAAUGCUUAUAAGGGGUGCGGGACCACCUCAGCCCCCCUCAAUUUGAACACUGGUACAACCUCCCUAAGCCUAAGAGAAUACAUGCUUGUAUAGGACCUUUAUUUUAUGCCUGUACACUUAUGUGUGUCACUAUGAUCCAUCUAUACAAAACUAAAUAAACGCAUAUGCUUUUUAUGCUC